Molecule: messenger RNA, 2914 nt
Organism: Xyrauchen texanus (razorback sucker)
Lineage: Eukaryota; Metazoa; Chordata; Actinopteri; Cypriniformes; Catostomidae
Gene: ei24
Product: EI24 autophagy associated transmembrane protein
Exons: 11
Coding region: 202-1206 (334 amino acids)
Biological process (GO): macroautophagy
Cellular component (GO): endoplasmic reticulum
Source: RefSeq, a predicted model, not a curated record
CGGGCCUGAUGCUGUUUUGUUAAUAGCUUGAGAAAAGAGUGGACCUUAAGGCUCCAACUGAACAGAAGAUUUUUGCCUAAACAGGUACAUGAGGAACGGUAUUGAUGCCAAGUUUGCAGGCGUUGUGUCCUCCUGUCAUGAGAUCUUGCUUGGCCCCUGACUGCCCCUCCUGCAGUUGAUGACUCUGCAACCGGUCUGGAGAUGACGGACAGUGUUAGAGCAUUUUUCUUCAAUGUUGCAAUGGGGAUCAAGGACUCAAUCCUGGGCAUCGGAACCAUCUCCAAGCUGGAUGCCCGGAUUCAGCAGAAGAGGGAGGAGCAGAGGAGGCGCAGAACGAGCGGGGCGCUGGCGUUGAGACGGGCUCAGAGUGAGGAGCGAAAACAGGACAGUGAACCAAAACUAGCGAAUCGUAUUUUUCAGUGCUGUGCCUGGAAUGGGGGCGUGUUUUGGCUUAGUCUGUUGCUGUUUUAUCGAGUGUUUAUCCCACUGCUACAGUCCCUUACUGCUAGAAUCAUAGGUGACCCUUCGUUGCAUGGUAAUGUGUGGUCCUGGCUGGAGUUUAUUCUGAUGUCUGUGUUCAGUGCUCUCUGGGUUCUGCCUCUUUUUGUGCUUAGUAAGGUAGUCAACGCCAUUUGGUUCCAGGACAUUGCUGAUCUGGCAUUUGAAGUGUCUGGACGUAAAGCUCAGCCGUUUCCCAGCGUCAGUAAGAUCAUUGCAGACAUGCUUUUCAAUCUUCUGCUCCAGGCCCUCUUCCUCAUUCAGGGAUGGAUUGUGAGUCUCUUCCCCAUUGAUGCUAUUGGUCAGCUGGUCAGUCUCCUGCACAUGUCUCUGCUCUACUCGCUUUACUGCUUUGAGUAUCGCUGGUUUAAUCACGGGAUUGAGAUGCACCACAGGCUGUCAAACAUUGAGAGGAACUGGCCGUAUUAUUUUGGCUUUGGAUUACCCAUGGCAUUACUGACUGCACUGCCCUCUUCAUAUAUCAUAAGUGGCUGUCUAUUUUCCAUCCUCUUCCCACUCUUCAUCAUCAGCGCUAACGAAGCAAAGACUCCUGUCAAACUCUUCCACUUCCAGCUCCGCCUCUUUUCCCUGGUCGUGCUCAUCAGUAACAAACUGUUCCACAAGACGGUGCACCUUCAGAGUUCCCUUACGCCCUCCGCUUCUGCAGAGAAAGUGCCCUCACCUCACAUAUCCCCGACCCGCCAGUGACCUCUACCCCACCAGUGUCCUCUUUCAGGAAUGGUAACUCGGUUCAGGUUCAGAGGAUCUUCGUGUUAUACAGAGGGAUGGGAAAAUGAUUUGCUUUGCAUUCUCUGUAAUUGAAAACGUGUGUCAGCCCUAUCGAUGUUGUUUAGUGGGAUGAAGCAGACCUGUUAGUAAUGUGAAUGGCUUGUGUUUGGGAUUGGAUCGCCCUGUGCCUAUUCCACACACGUGGGUACACACAAGGUCAUGAUCCCUACUCUGUGUGAUUUCGUUAGACUAUUUUUGUACCCUUAAUGUGCCAUUUGGGUUAUUUGUAGUUUUCAAAGACAGCACAAAGAGAUCUGCAUGCACAUUUUAUGUAAACUGACCCACCCUCUUUUAGGCCCGUUGACUCAUUUGAUCUAUUUAUGGCCUUCUUUUUCAUUUCAUGUAAUUACUUUUUCUGCCUUGUGAGGCCCAAACAGUUAACACUAAGCUCUGACAUGGCUGUUUAGCUAAUUACCUAAGAAAUGAGUUGAAAUGGCCCUUACUUCCCCAGAUGCCUUUAUUUUCCUGUACUGAAAUCUGGAAAAUGAUCAAAUUGAAAGGCCUCUUUUUAUGCAAGGGAUGUUUCUUGACCUAAAAUGAUGUUGUCUGCUAGCAGACCUUUUUAAAGCUACUUUGACUUGAUAACAGCCCUUAAAUGAAUAGUUUUGCCAAAAAUGAAAAUUCUGUCAUAAUUUACUCACCCUCAUGACUGUUCCAAACCUGUAUGACUUUCAUUCUUCUUUGGCACACAAAAGGAGAUAUUUGGCAGAAUGUCCAUGCUGUUCUUUUCAAUACAACUAAAGUAAAUAUGGACAAGGGUUGUCAAGCUCCAAAAAGGACAAAAAAAAGCAAUCAUGUUUGGCAUCAUUGACUGCAAACCUGCUGUGGUGCAUGUUGGCAUGACACAUAAAGCUAUUUGAGAGCUAUUGUGGAGAACAAGAUGUUGCAUGACUUAUAUGGUCUACUUAUGUUACUUUGUUCCUUUUUUGUCCAUUUUAGAGCUUGACAGCAUCUAGUUACCACAGUAUGUGCUUUCAUUACAUGGAAAAGAGCAUUGUGAACUUUCUUCAUAAUAUCCUUUUUUUGUGUGUUCCAUGGCAGAAAGAAAAUAUAUAUGGAUGGAUAUGUAUGGAUUUUGAACGACGUGAAUGUGUGUAAAUGUUUACGAUGAGUUUUUCUUUUUGGUUAGGCUAUUUCUUUAAUGUUACAAUGUAAAACUCAAAAGGGAGCUGCUUUUUGUUCGAUUUCUCUCUCUCUUUUUUUUUUUUGUGAAUUCCAUGUCAACAUUAUACAGUGUCAUCCGUAAUGGUUCUAGGAAGAUUUCCAAGAGUUAUUCGAAGGUAUGCACAAGUUUUACUCUUCUGCUGCUGUCUGGUGACACUGCCAAACUGCGAUAUGUGUGAAACUGCUAAAUGAUCUGGUUUCUGAUGAAUCCUGGCAUGUCAGAGUCCAAUGGAAGUCCACUGCCGUGUACGUUCCUGGAGCUCAUACCUGGAACCUGGUUUUGAACAUAUAAAACUGAAGCACAUACAAAAGGCCCCUUUGAUGUCCUUGUAUCUGUGGGGUAGGUGUAUUUUAAAAUGAGUUGUAAUUAUCAUCAGGAGUCCACAGUGUUACACCUGAGAUGGAUAUUUGUGAGUGACAUUUUGUAAAGGUAUUGCAUUAUUUCAAUAAAUUUGGUCUGCAU